AUGGGUCUGUGCACUGUGGCACUGCUGUCUCUGCUGCUUUUCCCGUGCAGCGCGAAGACAGCCAAGAUCGACCAGGGCCCUGAGCUUGCAUCGGAGCAGGUCCUGGAGGAAGCGGUGUUGGAGGCAAAGUUCUUCGAGCACAGAGAGCGGUUUGGGAUCGAUGAUCGCCGUACUCUCGAAGUCUUCUUCCAGCUCUUCGACCUUUGGAUCAUGUUGUACCGCCUGAACAAGGCGGAUGAAGCCCUGAAAGAGGUGAUGCCGGCUUGCUGGUGGCGCCAAGAUGACCUGACGGUCCAAGCUAUCCAGGCACUGGCCUUCACGCGCUGGAAGCAGGGCCGUCUCAAGGAGGCCUUGACAUGGUUUAAUCAGAUGGAAGGCCUGCUGGGGAAGAGUGCUGCACUCUGCGAGAACAUUGGGCACACAUACAACUCGAUGGGAAUGCAUGCCGAAGCUGAGACGUACUUUCUGCAGUCCUUGAUGUUCCUGGAUGCCAACAUAUCCACUCAGAGGAACAAAGGCGGUGUCCUGCUUGGGCUUGCGGGAGUGCGUGAAAAGCAGUACAAGCUGACCGAAGCCCGCGAAUCAGCCCAGGAGGCUUACGACCUCUACAAGCAGCGGGACAUGGAGAAUGGCUGGGAGUCAUCCCUCACCGCCAAAGCCGGAAUGACCGUGAGUAAGAUGGCUCUGAAGCUCGGCGAUACGGAGGAGGCAGAGGCGAAGUGCCAGGAGGCUAUCCGCCUCUUCGAGUCCACCUCGGGUGAGGAUUCCCCGUUGCUUGCCACGGCCUUCAAGCGCAUGGGUGAGAUACGGAUUGCACAGGUCAUCAUCCACCAGCAGCUCACAGAUGCUCACCUGGGGAAGGGUGAGCUGGACAGACAAAGCUUCCGCCCUUAUUUUCCGACGAUUGCACAGGUCUUGAAGCGUGUCUACGACAUGAAGCAGGAUGGCAAUGCCGGUGCAUACUACAAGCUUGCAGGGGAACUCUUUGUGCUUGGUGAGGACUGCGAGGCAGGCAAGUCGCUUCUGUUUGCGGCAGUGUCGCUUUUGGAGACCGAGUCCUCGAUAGACACCUCUGGGAUGGUCAAGACCUGCAAAGAAUUGAUCCGCAGCUUGGACAAGCAUAAAGUCGCAGAUUCCAGCUCAGGUGUCGCUUUCUCCUGGCUUUUGGCUGCGGAUUGCGACCAGCCUCUCGUACAGUGGCUGUAUGGAUUCAUGGCGAUUCCCAUUGUCGUCCUUCUGGUGAUGUGCUUGCACCAGUUCUCAGGCAAUCCACGGGCUGAAAGUGGACUGUGCAAGGAGGCAAUGCUGCACUGUUUUCUCUUCAGCUGUGGCCUUGCGUGGGCGAUUUUGGGCACGUAUUGGAACUGGCAGGCUGAGGACUAUGUGGAGCUUGCGGUAAUCAUCAGCUGGACUGGUUUGCCGAUCAUGUGCUGCAUGUACUGCGUGCUGCUUUGCCUUAGCACUGCAGUGUUGGCUACCUCCGAGGCGGCCGAGUCGGAGUCCUUCGAGAGCUGCCAGGUUCAACCGAGCCUUGCGGAGACCCAGCCGGACAUGGCAACAGAAAACCUGCUGGCUGCGGCAAAACGGGUUUGGACAGAUGUCUCAGCACAGAUCAAGGCAGCUGACGAGCCGAAAGAAGGCACGUUGCUGCCUGUGGACGAGUUGAAGAAGGUUUCCAAAUACCUACAACACACGCUGACGAAAUUUGGAGCGUCGGCAACAGCUGUGGCGGAUGCAGAGGAGGCGAAGAAAGGACUCACCCCGAUUGCGCAGGAGGUGGUUAAAGCCUACACCGCCGCUGCUGGAACCUUGAUGUCUCUGUCUGGUGGAGCAGGUGCAUGCUUGGCAGCAGAACUCAAGGACGCCGGGAGCGGCCUGGCAGAUUCUUUGGAGGCACUGGGCAACGCUGUUUUGACCCCUGGCCUGGCAUCUUGUGCGGCAAAGGCGCUGCAAGCGGCUGGCAAUUUCGAGCGCGUCUCCACGCAGAACCGAGCGGCCAUCAGAAGGCGAUUGCUGAAGAAUUUGGCGAUGCUCCGUGAUGCAAACCGUGAGAUGCAGCAGGAGAUUGAAAACGCAGACAAGAAGGGUCUCGGCACCGUGGAAGUUCUCAGCGGCGACGAGGAGCUUCUUGAAGAUGAAGAUGAUUUGUGCAGCGCAUUUCAAGAAACCAUGCUGCCUUCCGAGAGGCGAAUCUUGGAAAGUGCGCUCAAGAUGUCGACGCAGAUUGAGGAGGUCCUCAAAGAGGCAUCCACCUCUUGCGUUGCUGGCAGCGAGUCGCAGAUAAGCCUCGACUUGGCCACAUUGGAGGUCAUUGCUGAGCAAGCGACGCAGGUGCCAGGUGCCAUCGACACACUUGCAGCUGACUGCGUGGGUGGCGUCGAUGCAGAGGCUUGCAAUAGCAGCCUCGAGAAGCUGCGACAGGCUCUGCCUGUCUUCAUCCACUACCCGAGUGGUGCAGCCGACACGCUCACACCUCUUCUGGAGGAAACGCAGGCAGCGCUGGCAGCUGCUGAGGCUGAAGAGGCCGCAAAAGAGGCCGGGCACUCCUUGGCAGUGGACAUGGAGCUCAAAACUGUCCGAGUGCUUCUCAUGCCCGUCAUAGGGCAGCAAGCCUUCAGUGAUGUUUGCAUCCGAAGGCUGUUUGCCCAAGCCAAGUGGCGGCUUCGUACUCUGGAAUGGUGCAAUCUGACCGGGAAUACCGGUAACCGGGCGCAUUGCAUCGCAGUCCAAGGAACAAUGGCAUCGAGUGGUGAGAAUGAUAUCCUCCUUCUCCUGGAGGGAGACAGGCGCUCGCUGUUUCCGGGGAGCAAUCCUCGCAUGCUCACCGUUUCAACGGACCAGACGAUGCGGCAAUGGGAUGUGAAGACAGGUGACGAACAGCGCUGCUGGUGGCGCCACAAGGCCGCUAUUCUUUGCCUCGACGUGGACUGGGACACUGACAUGGCUGUAACUGGCUCUGGCGAUCACACUCUGGCCCUGUGGGACGUGAACGAAGAGGUGCCGGAAGACAAGGCGCUUCAGAGCUUCUUUCGAGGCCACAAAGAUUGGGUUACGUCCGUCGACGCGGACUGGGAUGGCAGAAUGUUUCAUAUGCUGCUGUGCCUGGCUCCAGCUGCCUCCGUGGUGCCACCUCACACCGCGCACAAAGAAAGUCUGCCUUUAGACACUUCCAUUCGCUGCAGCGCCCAAUUUCUCACAGACGCACCGGUCCCACAUCCCAAGCAGCCCAUCAUCACAGAACUCAAGGAUGUCAUGACCAGCACUGAGUCAACGGAGUCUCGCAUCGCCAGUUUGCAGGAUGCGCUCUCAAGCAUUUUCCUCGCUCUUCCGAAGAACUCCAGAGGUGCCGUGCGACCACCAGCUGCGCGCUAUGCCCUUCAUCGCUUGUUCGUUCAGCGUCACGGCUGGCAGUUCCAUGGCUUGGAGCCACGUGGUGAAACAUGGGACAGCUCCUCGCCUGCGACUGCCUUGGGAAACCGCGUCUCGGAGGAUGUGUAUGCCUUGUUUGAGAGUCGACUUACGGACCAUGGAUUGGACCUCCAUGACUUGGCCGUGCUUGCCGCAAUGUUGGAGAACAUGGUCCACGCAGAAGCGGAUAUCCGCCUGACAGCUGCCAUGAGCGCUCAGGAGAAGCCCCUUGAUCGCGUAUUGAACAUGACAGAGGCUACCGAAGUCUUGGAAACCUACAUGGCCAGCUUCGUCCUGGGAGCGGACAUGCAACACCUGCAGCCUGACAACAUGUUGCAGAAGCUUGGGGAGGUUGGCGAGCAGUACCCAACUUGGCCGGCAACCCAGUCCUUCUUGCAGGAGACUCGCCAGGACAUCCUGCCUAGCAAGAAGGAUCUGUCCUUCAGGGACAUGUCGGAGGUUGCAGCGGCAGUUGGCGAGCGGUAUGGCCGCUGGCAGAGUCACGAGUGCUCAGCUCUGAAACAUGAGCUGCUGCAGAGCGAGGAGCACCCAAACACUGGCCGAGUUCGCCUGAGCGACUUCUACGGAAUGGCGCUUCAUGGGGGCAAGUGGCAGUUCAGUGAGAGCGUCUCCUACCUCCGGCAGCUUGGUGCUUUGGGCGAGACGGAUCCAGAUGCAAUCCGUCUAGUGAUCCCCAACUACGUCCUCGGCCCCUCGAACUGCAUUGCAUCCAGUGGCUACUAUGCUGUUUGCUGCAUUGACGAGUGUGAUGCUUACCUGAACUCUUUGGAGCAGAAGCUGCAGAGCCACGAAGCCUCAGCAGAGGCCAUCAUCAAAGCUGUGAACAGCAGCGUGGCUUCAAGCCUGAAGCAGCGUCUGCGUGAAAUCGAAGGGCACCACGGGGGUUUGGUGCCACUCCAUGGACGCCUCUUUGCGCAGUGGCUUCAUCACCUGCACCCACGCGAGUGCCCGUAUCCGCACAUGUCUGGGACUACCAGCCCUCUCAGGCCGGAAAUCUUCGAGCAAGAGGUGGGCGAGCCGGUGGGUGCUUCAGAAGAAGAGAUGCUGCAGCAUGUGCAGACUGCCUCCUGGAAGAAGCCCCCCACGCACGAAGAAGGCAUGUGCUCCUCGAUGUGGACUAUGGAGGAAGAGUUGGUCGAUGCAGUCGCGCAUGAGAAGGCACUGACGGCCAAGCGCCGGAAGAGUGCCAGCCGGGCAGUUCUGCACGGGGUGGCUUUGUCUGUGGCUGUCGUGUCCUUGGUGAUCACCAUGGCGAAGCUUUUUGCAGGAGCAGGUGCAGAAAGUGGAUCCAAGGUACCUGGCACCGAGAAGGCACAACAGCACAACAUCAAAAAGACGCGAAAGCACAACGCUGUAUGGUUAAUGUUAGUGCGGAUACUUUCCGGGGCAGCUGACGGAGAGGUGCGCAUCUGGGAUUUCGAUUCGGAGGAGUCUGUGGCCACCCUUUCGGACCACACAGGAGCUGUGUGCUCUGUCGCUGCUGAGUGGGACCUUCAGCGCGCGAUCUCUGUCGGACAGGAUCAGAUCGUGAGGAACUGGGAUCUGGAGACCGGCCGCUGCAUCUCGCGACUGGAGGGUCACACUGGCGCAGUGUGGUGCUGCAGCCUGGAUCCUGAUGGGAACAAGGCCUGCCGUGCUUGGAAGCAGCUUUUCUGGCGAGGCUGGCUGUCUACGAGAAGAAAGAGAGCAUCCCACAACUGA
Messenger RNA from Symbiodinium necroappetens, 5130 nucleotides. The record is from the annotation of a GenBank genome assembly. Lineage: Eukaryota; Dinophyceae; Suessiales; Symbiodiniaceae.